AUGCACAAACGCGGUCGCGGGGAGGAUGAGGUGGUGGAAGUCUACGCGGCGUUACUGCGGCAGAGCGGGGCGCGGGCGGUGGAGCGGGUCCGACAGCGCCGCACACAUCCGGCCCCAAUAGACGCGUUGGUGAUUCGGUACGCCAUGUACUUUCUCGACACCCGCGGCUUUCCCCCACUCAGUUACGUUACUCAGGCCCAACGCGUGAUCACAGAGGCGAUUGAGCGUGUUUCCCAACCACAGCACUACGCCUACGUGCCACUGCCCGCACUUGUGGAGUCAUUAGUCGCUGAGAACACAGCGGAGGUGAUGCAGCAGACAGUUGCGGCGAUUGAAGAGUUUAUUGACGCACGAGAUGCGUUGGGUCGAUGGAUUGAUGAGAACGCAGGCGGUAUGGAUGAUUAUAAUGAUAAUGAAGAAGAAACCGAUACGGCUGUAGAUCUAGCAGGAAAAUUAUGGCAUAGUGCACUCUAUUGGGUUGCUGUAUUGGAGUACAUUGAGGCGUUAUCACUAAGCAGCGCUAAAGUGAAUGCCUUUGCAUUGCGGCCAAAGUAUGAAAAGGCAUUGAUGGAUUUGUUGAAUUCUGUUGCCGCCCCACACUAUGCAGGGUAUCGACAGCAAAAAGAACAAUCCACUUCAGCUCUUGUUCUUCCUUCGAAGGAAUCUACUUCCUCUUCCAUGACUGCUCCUACUACUACUACCACUAAUAAUAAUAAUAAUAAUAAUAAUAAUAAUAAUAAUAAUAAAGGUGAGGUUUCUGAGAAUGAUGAGGCUAAACCUAAUAGUAGUAAUAUUGACGGUGGGGAGUUUACCACAGAUUCAGGGACUGCUGGAGCUGAAGUAACGGCGAUGGAGACUGUCAAGGAGGAAACACUAGAGAAAAACUCGGUAAUACCUGAAUCAACAAGAGAAGUAAAUAUUAGUUCUGUUUUGGGUAAACGUAGUGAUCACCAAGAGGCGGAAUUAGCACGUGCAGCCUCUGUAAACCGAUUACUAGCUGCUCUUACGGCUUUAGCCAAUUGCCCUACGGAUAAUCCAGUCGCUGCUGGGAUCAAUCCAACAUUCUACUCUAUGGUUCAUGCAAGAUUAAAUGUUUUGGCGGCGUGUGAUCGUCUAAAUCGAUUUGGCAAUUCCUCUGCAGUUGCACCGCCGCCACUCACACCAUCUUUACAACAAUUACAAAUGCAAAAAGAUGUCGCCGCUGAUGCUCGCAAACGACGAGAGGCCACUCGGCAAAAUAGAGAUGAUAUUGGAGUUCCACUGGACUUUGUUCCCAAUGAGGCGUAUAUGCGGGCGGCACUGGAAAAACAGAAUGAGGUAUUAGGCGAGGAUGAAGAACUCUUUAAGGAUGAAAUUGUGGAUUACUACAAACAACACCCACAAGGUGGUCCAACAAGGCGAUGGAAUACACCUAAUGUUAAUAAUAACCGAAUACAACAACAACAACAACAACAACGUCCAGAAGAGUCUACGGCGCUUGUGAAACCGCAUAGAUUCUGUAAGGUGAAGACUGGAUACACAUGGACACAGUAUAACCGUACACACUACGAUGCACGUACAAAUCCUCCUCCACGAAGUGUAUUAUGGUAUGAGUUCACACUUUUUUAUCCUGCUCUUGCGAAUACGAAACGAGAUAUGAGUCGUAUUUAUCAUAUUGAAGAUACCAUAAGAGGACCUAAUGAUGAUUAUUGUAUCUUAGUAUUUUCUGUGGGGCCACCAUAUGCGGAUGUUGCCUAUCAAAUAGUGAGAAAACAAUGGGAUACACGACCAGGUGGUGUAAGGGCAAGUUUUGACAGUUCAGGAACAUACCGACUCUUCUUCCGCUUUACAAACAGCAAUUACCGUCGUUAA
Molecule: messenger RNA, 1851 nt
Organism: Trypanosoma theileri
Lineage: Eukaryota; Euglenozoa; Kinetoplastea; Trypanosomatida; Trypanosomatidae
Exons: 1
Coding region: 1-1851 (616 amino acids)
Biological process (GO): mRNA cis splicing, via spliceosome
Cellular component (GO): spliceosomal complex; cytoplasm
Molecular function (GO): protein binding
Source: RefSeq, a predicted model, not a curated record